CAUCUCCAUCCACCCAACAGAGCACUUACGCGCUCAAACGCACAUACCUUAGGCGCGCGUAAACAAAGAUUUAUGAAAGCCCACGCAAUAUUUGGGCACACAUAUUGUUACGCUAUACGCUGGUAUUGAAAACAUUGUGUAAAAAAGUGUGAAAAUCAAAUAUUAAAAUUUUCAGUGUAAAAGAAUGUGAAUUACUAUAAGUGAAAAACUUUUAAAAAUCCCAAAAUGGGGCAGGAGAGACUAGAGUUACAGUUUGGAGUGUACACUGGAGGAGUAGAGGAUUCUAAACCACAUGGUGACGGACAAGUCGUCUUUCAUCCAGAUGAUCUGGGAGGACGAAAAGUUUUCGUUGGAACAUGGGUGAACGGAAGGAGAGAAGGUCAGGGAAAGAUGGUUUGGACGACAGGAGAAGAAUAUGAAGGAGGAUGGAAGAACAACCUGCAGCAGGGAAAAGGACGACAUUCUUUUCCAUCCGGACACUACGAUAUAGCAGAGUGGGAUCAGGGUCUUCGGCAUGGCUUUGCAGAAUACUUUCACCCUAAUGGAAACAAGGAGGAGGCAACAUAUGUUGAAGGAUAUGAAGAGGGAGAAAGUGUUGUUUAUUAUUCAAACGGAAAGGUAGAGAAGAGAACCUAUGAGAAGGGUGAACUAAACGGCCCAGCAACAAUUACCUGGACAAAUGGAGACUCUUUUGAGUUCUCAUAUGUUGGAGGUAAAAUGGAGGGUUUAGCAAACUUCCAUUCUCACACUGGUAUAGUUGAGCAGAGAAGCUAUAUUGAUGGUGUUUGCCAUGGUCCUGCUACACUACAUACCCCACAGGGAGAUACAGAGGAAAGAAUGUAUGAAGAGGGGAAGCUACACGGAACUGCUACUUUUCUCUCCCACACUGGGGAUAAAGAGGAGAGAUGUUAUGUGUCCGGAAGGUUGGAUGGGACAGCAAAAUACUAUUAUAAAUCAGGAGCUGUAGAAACUAGAAUUUAUGAGAACGGCGUUUUACAGGGUACAGCUGUAAAGCAGAAUACUAAUGGUGAGGUGGAGGAGAGGAAUUAUAAAGAUGGAAAGCUGAAUGGUCAAGCUACAGUCCUGUAUCCAGAUACUAGCAAAGAGAUUAGAAAUUACAAGGAUAAUAAACUGACCGGCUCGGCUGCUCUCUUCUCUGCCUCAGGGGAGAGAAUUGAGUUCGAGUACAAGGAUGGAGUUGUACAUGGACCUGCUAAGAUUAGGGGAGGAGGGGACCUUGAAGAAUGUAUCUACGUGAACGGAGUAAAGCAUGGAAAAGCUACAUAUACAUGGAAAGCCGGGCAUAAAGAGGAGUUUGUUUAUGAUAAGGGUGUAAAGAACGGCCCUGCUGUGCUCUAUGGGGUGAGCGGAGCGACAAGGAAGGGUCAGCUUAAACAAGGGAAAUGGCAUGGAGAGGCUAAAUACACUGCACAGGAUGGAGAGGUCCGAAAAGAACUCUGGGAUAACGGACAAAGAGUUUAAUCCAAGUAGAAGAAAAACUCUCACUUUACUCAUUUGUAGAAUUAACUCUGUACCUCUAAAACCAUACUUUAUAGAAUUUAGUUGGAUAAAAACUCUAAAAUUUAGUUUAUUGUUUAUGUAAAUAAUCUUUGGUUUGAAUUACGAUCAUUGUAAUAUUUGGUCUAAUGGUCCUCAUUGUAUCAUGAAAUGUAUUUGUUCUCUUUUUUUAAGUAGUUUUUUAUGUUUGAUUUAAAUUAAAUUAAAAAUACUUAGUUAUGAUUUUUAAAGGUUUAUUUUAGAAAAUAUUAAUUUGUCUUUUAUUUGGCCCGGUGUGAUCAUGAUUAUUUUUUAACGUCAUUAAACCUGAAUUACAAGUUUUGUAAAUUGCAAUCAGUAGAAAACUUAGUUUUUUUUUGUAACAAAAUGUACCUCAAAGUAGAACUUAUAUAGAAUUAAUAUUAAAUCUAAAUUAAAAU
Molecule: messenger RNA, 1937 nt
Organism: Eurytemora carolleeae
Lineage: Eukaryota; Metazoa; Arthropoda; Copepoda; Calanoida; Temoridae
Product: radial spoke head 10 homolog B
Exons: 16
Coding region: 226-1482 (418 amino acids)
Cellular component (GO): cytosol
Source: RefSeq, a predicted model, not a curated record